GAAAUGGACGAUGCGCUGGACUUGCCUCGUCCGCGGCCGGGCGCGGGAGGCAGGGGUGCUUGCCCCGAGUGCGUGGCAGCCAGGACAGGCCCGGCUGCGUGGUUUCUCAGGGUUGGCUUGACGCUGUCUGACGUGCCUUUGGGGACCUGGAAACACAGCAAUGACCCAGCAAGGAGUGUGGCCCAAGCGCCCGGAGAAGGGAGAACUAGCCCCAUGGCCGCUCAGAACAGUGCCCUGCUUUGCUUCCGCCUCCAGGAAUGCAGGCUCUCCUGGCAACGGCGGGUCCUGGGGCGGCCGUGCACAGGAGAGGGUGGGGCACCGAAGUGUGUUUGUCACAGCGCCCUUCGGCUGCGGGCGUGUUUUCCAGAGGGACGAGGGGGCUGCCGGUGGCCCUGCCGAUGGCCCCGCCUGGCUCAGAGCUCUGCUCCCACUGGGGGUGUUUGCCUUGAACCCCGAGCCUGCCCACCAGUGCCGUCACUAACUGCUUCCUUGGUGUCGGCAGUGACGCUUGGCUUGGGGUUCGGCAGCCUUGAUCGUGGAUGUGCCAUGCCGGCUCACUUGUUGAAAUGUGUUUGUGCCCUUCCAGUCGAUCUGACGUCCUUCGUGACCCACUUUGAAUGGGACAUGGCCAAAUAUCCCGCAAAGCAGCCGCUCGUGGGCGUGGUGGACACGCUGGCGAAGCAACUGGCACAGAUUGAGACAGACCUGAAGACCCGAACGGCCGCCUACAACACUCUGAAGACCAACCUGGAGAACCUGCAGAAGAAAUCCACGGGGAACCUCUUCACCCGGACACUGAGUGACAUUGUGAGCAAAGAAGACUUCGUGCUGGAUUCUGAAUAUCUCGUCACCCUUCUGGUUAUCGUCCCCAAAUCAAACUACACACAAUGGCAAAAAACCUACGAAUCUCUCUCGGACAUGGUAGUCCCUCGGUCGACCAAGUUGAUUACCGAGGACAGCGAGGGCGGCCUCUUCACGGUGACCCUGUUUCGAAAAGUGAUCGAUGAUUUCAAAACCAAAGCCAAGGAAAACAAGUUCACCGUCCGUGAAUUUUACUAUGAUGAAAAAGAAAUUAAGAGGGAGAGGGAAGAGCUGAGCAGGCUGCUGUCUGAUAAGAAGCAACAGUAUCAAACUUCCUGUGUUGCUCUUAAAAAGGGAUCAUCCACCUUCCCGGACCACAAGGUUAAGGUAACCCCGCUAGGUCACCCCGAUAGGCCCGCCGCGGGGCAGACCGACAGAGAGAGAGAGAGUGAGGGCGAGGGCGAGGGCCCCCUGCUGCGCUGGCUCAAGGUGAACUUCAGCGAAGCCUUCAUUGCCUGGAUCCACAUAAAGGCCCUGAGAGUGUUCGUGGAGUCCGUGCUCAGGUAUGGACUACCAGUGAACUUCCAGGCAGUGCUCCUGCAGCCACAUAAGAAGUCAUCCACCAAACGUUUAAGAGAGGUUCUAAACUCUGUCUUCAGACAUCUGGAUCAAGUAGCUGCUGCAAGUAUACUGGAUGCAUCUGUGGAGAUCCCUGGGUUGCAACUCAAUAACCAGGACUACUUUCCUUACGUCUACUUCCGCAUUGACCUUAGCCUUCUUGACUAGAGGUCAGCUGGCACCACCUUCACAUUCACGCAGAUGAAUACAGAUGCCUUUCCCUUAGCCAGGAAUACUUUUUAAUGACCUACAGAAUUUAGACUUCUUAGAGAAAUUGCUCACAAAAGUUAGUUACAGCUGUUAUUUAUUUUUUUUAAGUUACAAUUAAAUGCUUUCAAGUCCUUUGAA
Molecule: messenger RNA, 1767 nt
Organism: Microcebus murinus (gray mouse lemur)
Lineage: Eukaryota; Metazoa; Chordata; Mammalia; Primates; Cheirogaleidae
Source: RefSeq, a predicted model, not a curated record